Merops nubicus (carmine bee-eater) is the source of this 2385-nucleotide messenger RNA. Its product is annotated as tyrosine-protein kinase JAK1-like. Gene Ontology annotation, molecular function: cytokine receptor binding; non-membrane spanning protein tyrosine kinase activity; ATP binding. The record is from RefSeq and is a predicted model, not a curated record. Gene Ontology annotation, cellular component: membrane; cytoskeleton; cytosol. The annotation marks the transcript as partial. NCBI's taxonomy places the organism in Eukaryota, Metazoa, Chordata, Aves, Coraciiformes, Meropidae. The transcript has 14 exons. Gene Ontology annotation, biological process: cytokine-mediated signaling pathway; intracellular signal transduction; cell surface receptor signaling pathway via JAK-STAT.
AUGAGGAUGAGGAGGGAGCGUGGGGCCUCCCUUGCGGUCCCUCUUUGCUGCCACCCUCGUCACGUGCAGCCCGUGGAGUCGGUGCUGCCCACCCCCGGGGAGGAGGAAGCAGGGGGUGGAGAGAACUGGAACAAGAGUUUCCAUUUCAUGAUAGGAUUUCAAAACGAGAAAAGGUUCAGAACAUCUGUAGCUGCGCUCAAGGAAGUGGCUGCAGGGCUGAAGUGGAGGGAAAUGACCGUGUGUGGCUGCUGCUCUUGCAGCCUCGCGAGCGUGGUCGGUGACCAGCCGUAUCUAAACGUAAAAGAAGAUUGCAAAGCCAUGGCUUUCUGUGCAAAAAUGAGGAGCACAAAGAAGAGCGAGGUGAACCUGGAAGCUCAGCAUCAGGGUUUGGAAAUACUCUUCUACCUGCAAGAUAAAAAUCCCAUUUGCUACACCAGUGGGGAGUUUACCUCGGAGGAGCUGUGCAUUGAAGCUGCCCAGAGAUGUUCUAUCUCUCCUCUGUGCCAUAAUCUCUUUGCCCUGUAUGAUGAAAGCAAAAAACUCUGGUAUGCACCAAACCAGGUUUUUAAGAUAGAUGAAAAAACAUCACAGCGGCUCCAUUAUCGCAUGAGAUACUACUUUACAAACUGGCAUGGGACUAGUGAAAAUGAACCCUCAGUGUGGAGGCAUUCCCCAAGGAAGCCAAAGAACUCUUUUGAGAAGAAGCUGGCACCAGAAGGAACCCCUAUACUGGAUGCAAACUCAUUGGAAUACAUCUUUGCACAGGGUCAGUAUGACUUGGUGAAAGGCCUGGCACCAAUCCGUGAUCCUAAGAAUGAUCAAGAGGUCCAUGAAAUUGAGAAUGAGUGUCUGGGGAUGGCUGUCCUUGCAAUCUCUCACUAUGCCAUCAAGAAAAACGUGAAGCUUCCAGAACUCCCCAAAGAUAUCAGCUAUAAGCAUUAUAUUCCUGAAACUUUGAACAAGACUAUCAGACAGAGGAAUUUCCUCACCAGGAUUCGGAUAAACAACGUUUUCAAGCAUUUCCUGAAAGAGUUUAACAACAAAACCAUUUGUGACAGUAACGUGUCUCCACGUGAUCUCAAAGUGAAAUACUUAUCAACCAUGGAGACCUUGACCAAACAUUAUGGAGCAGAAAUUUUUGAGACUUCAGAUUUGCUGAUUUCAUCUGAGAAUGAAAUAAAUCGAUUUAAUUGUGGUGACAGUGAGAGCCUCCCACUCUAUGAGGUCAUUGUCACAGGAAACAAUGGGAUUCAGUGGAGGCUCAAGCCAAAUUCUCUACAGACAGAGAAAGAGAAGAAAAAAAAGUCUGAUGGCAAAACCAAAAAGGAUGAAGAAAAACACAAAAUUCGAGACUUGUGGAACAAUUUUUCCUAUUUUCCUGAAAUCACCCACAUUGUUAUCAAGGAGUCUACAGUUAGCAUUAACAAGCAGGAUAACAAAAGGAUGGAAUUGAAGCUGUCCUCCCAUGAUGAGGCCCUGUCCUUUGCGUCGUUGAUAGAUGGGUACUUCAGACUGACAGCAGAUGCUCACCAUUAUCUCUGCACAGAUGUGGCUCCUCCACUCAUUGAGCACAACAUAAAAAAUGGAUGCCAUGGACCCAUUUGCACGGAAUAUGCCAUCAACAAACUGCGCCAGGAAGGGAACGAGGUGGGGAUGUAUGUGUUGAGAUGGAGCUGCACAAACUUCAACCACAUUCUCAUGACAGUGACUUGUUUUGAAGGCUCAGAGAUGAUGAAUAACUCAGUCCCAUACAAGAACUUCCAGAUUGAGGUGAAGAAAGGGGGUUACUUCCUACAUGGAUCAAACAAGUCUUUCUCAUCCUUGAAAGAGCUGAUGGAUCAUCUGAAAGGACAGAUACUUCGAACAGACAACAUAAGCUUUACACUGAAGAGAUGCUGCCAACCAAAACCAAGAGAAAUCUCCAACUUGCUAGUUGCAACCAAGAAGGCCCAGGAAUGGCAGCCUGUGUAUUCCCUGGGGCAGCUGAGCUUCCACCGGAUCCCCAAGGAGGAGAUCCUGCAGGGUGAACACCUGGGAAGAGGGACGAAGACGCAGAUUUACUCGGGGAUCCUCAGCUACAAAGACGAGGAGAACGAAGGAUAUCAGAAUGAGAAAGAGAUGAAAGUCCUCCUCAAAGUCUUGGACCCCAGCCACAGAGACAUUUCUUUGGCAUUCUUUGAGACAGCAAGCAUGAUGAGGCAGGUGUCUCACAAGCACAUCGUGCUCCUCCAUGGAGUCUGCGUCCGUGGGGUUGAAAAUAUCAUGGUUGAAGAGUUUGUUGAAUUUGGGCCUCUGGAUCUGUUCAUGCGUCGAAAAAGUGAAGUUCUGACAACUCCUUGGAAAUUCAAAGUUGCCAAGCAACUUGCAAGUGCACUAAGCUACCUG